AUGAUUAACAAAUCAAUUAUGCUUCUGAGCCUAGUGGUUCUUCAUAGCACAUUUAUAAAUGGAAAAAAAACAUGUAAAUCACAAUUUGUGGAAGAAUGGCAUACACAACCGUUAUCAUAUAUGGUGAAUUGGACACUAACAGAAAACAUCUGCCUGGACUUCUAUGGAGAUUGCUUGUUUGGGGAUGUAAAUGCUAAAAUGAACACUUCAGGCAAUCAAGUUAUUCCCCAGAUUUGCCCUUUACAAAUUCAAUUGGGAGACAUCCUUAUAAUUUCUUCUGAACCAUCUCUUGAAACUCCAGAAAUAAAUUUGAUGAAUGUUUCUGAAGCAUCAUUCAUUGACUGUCUGCAAAACACCACAACUGAAGAUCAGUUACUUUUUGGUUGCAAACUAAAAGGAAUGCAUACUGUUAAUUCUCAGUGGCUGAGUGCUGGGACACAUUAUUUUAUCACAGUAACAGCAAGUGGUCCAUCACUUUGUCACCUGGGGCUACGACUAAAUGUGACAGUGAAGGAACAGUUCUGCCAGGAAUCUCUGAGCUCAGAAUUUUGUUCUGGGCAUGGCAAAUGUCUUACUGAAGUUUGGAGCAAGACAUACAGUUGCCAUUGUCAGCCUCCAUUUUUUGGAAAAUAUUGCCAAGAGUUUGAUCCAAGUUCUUAUAAACUAUGUGAAAAUAAUGGCAGUUGCAUUAACAAAAGAGGAAAAUUGGAUAAGCAAGGAUAUGAAUGUAUCUGCUACCCACCAUUUACAGGCAUAAAUUAUUCAGAAAUUAUUGGCCAAUGUCAACCACAUAUCUGUUUCCAUGGGAAUUGUGGCAAUAUUACUGCAAAUAGUUUCAUCUGUGAAUGUGAUGAACCAUUUUCAGGUCCAUUCUGUGAGAAGUCAAUGGAAUGUUGUAUUUCUCAGUCCUGUUGGAAAGGAGAAAUUUGCCAAAAUAAAAGCUCUGCUUACAUUUGUGAAUGCCCAGAAGAAUUUUUCAAUCAAAACCAUGAAACUGUUGUCUAUGAGUGUCUAUCAAUAUCAUGUCAGAAUGAAACUGGCUGUGUUCAUAUUGUAAAUGACACCAUGUACACCUGUCCACCAAUAUUUAUAGGCAAGCUUUGUAAGAGACAAUCUCAAACACCACAUGAGUCAUUUCCUUGCGAGAAUAAUGCCACAUGUACAAAAUAUGAGAACAAUUAUCAUUGCAGUUGUUUGCCAGGAUUUACUGGAAAAAACUGUGAGAAAGUAAUUGACCACUGUAGACUGCUCAGCAUCAACUAUCUGAAUGAAGAAUGGUAUUUCAAUAUAAGUGGAAGACUCAGAUAUGUAUGCACUUCAGAGUGCACAAGAUACUCAUGUUGGUUUGUGAAGAAUGUUUGCGUGAUUCAUCUAUACCCAUACUACUGUAGAACUAUCAGCCAUGAUAUUUGCCAAGCUAAAGUCUAUCAUCAUCUUCAAUUUAAAUAUGUGUGGCAACUCAGAUUUAAAGAAUCUGAAGAUGAAGAAUGUGAAGUGGUUGUUGAUACCUACUUCUUUCUCUCUGCAAACUGUACUGAAGAUGCUGUCUCUGUGAACACAUCUGAAGAUCAUGGUUAUAUAUCUUGUUUUCUAUAUCAGGGAACAAUGGAGGUGCAUGCAAAUGAAUGCAAUUGUUUGACUGAAGAAGGCAGUAAGGGAUAUUGGUGUUUGUGUAUACCAAGAUGGCCUGGCAAAAUGUCUCUGGAAAAUACAACUGAUUAUCAAGAAAGUGGGUGUCAACAUGAAGUUACUUAUAAAGAUGAAAUUAAUAGAUCCAGGUAUUUAUAA
Hyaena hyaena (striped hyena) is the source of this 1788-nucleotide messenger RNA. RefSeq names its product protein eyes shut homolog. The record is from RefSeq and is a predicted model, not a curated record. NCBI's taxonomy places the organism in Eukaryota, Metazoa, Chordata, Mammalia, Carnivora, Hyaenidae. Bases 1 to 1788 code for a protein of 595 amino acids. The transcript is spliced from 8 exons. Gene Ontology annotation, molecular function: calcium ion binding.